AUCGCAUCCCCCUCCCGCCGUGGCCGGCACUGGCAGCGAGGUGGCUGGGCAGAGCUGUCAGCCUCCUGCAGGCGCACGGGCACCCGCGCCCCGCUCGCACCAAGGGCCGGGCUGGAGCUGCCGGCUCCGCCGCCCUCGCACUUGCCCCGGUCCGGUGCGGCCGUGAGGAUCCUGCCGCCACCUCCCCGCGAGGAGCGACCGCCGCCGCCCGCCCGGGCACCGAGAGCAGCGCUCGGGAGGAGAGAGACGAGGAGCCAUGGCCGAGGGGGGCGAGGGCGAGGACGAGAUCCAGUUCCUGAGAACUGAUGAUGAAGUGGUUCUGCAGUGCACUGCAACUGUUCACAAGGAGCAACAGAAAUUGUGUCUUGCUGCAGAAGGAUUUGGCAACAGGCUUUGUUUUUUGGAAUCCACAUCAAAUUCUAAGAAUGUUCCACCUGAUUUGUCCAUCUGCACCUUUGUGCUGGAGCAGUCCCUGUCAGUACGGGCCCUCCAAGAAAUGCUGGCCAACACAGAAGAAAAGGCAGAAGGGCUAGUUGAUGUGGAAAAAUGGAAAUUUAUGAUGAAGUCUGCACAAGGUGGAGGCCAUCGAACGCUACUCUAUGGGCAUGCAAUCUUGCUGCGCCAUUCCUACAGCGGCAUGUAUCUAUGCUGCCUCUCUACAUCUCGAUCUUCAAUGGAUAAGCUGGCAUUUGAUGUAGGAUUGCAAGAGGACACAACAGGUGAGGCAUGCUGGUGGACCAUCCAUCCUGCUUCCAAGCAACGAUCAGAAGGAGAAAAAGUGCGUGUUGGAGAUGAUCUUAUUUUAGUCAGUGUCUCUUCAGAAAGAUACUUGCAUCUCUCUUACGGCAAUGGUAGCUUACAUGUUGAUGCAGCCUUCCAGCAGACGCUCUGGAGUGUAGCACCAAUUAGUUCAGGAAGUGAAGCUGCCCAAGGAUAUCUGAUAGGAGGGGAUGUUCUGAGGUUAUUGCAUGGUCACAUGGAUGAAUGUUUGACAGUCCCUUCAGGUGAACAUGGAGAAGAACAAAGAAGAACUGUCCAUUAUGAAGGUGGCGCUGUGUCUAUUCAUGCUCGUUCCCUCUGGAGACUAGAGACUCUAAGAGUUGCGUGGAGUGGCAGCCACAUUAGAUGGGGACAGGCAUUCAGACUAAGACAUAUAACAACAGGAAAAUAUUUAAGUCUCCUGGAUGACAAGAGUCUUCUUCUUACAGACAAAGAGAAAGCGGAUGUAAAAUCUACGGCAUUCUGUUUUCGGUCUUCCAAGGAAAAGUUGGACAUAGGGACAAGAAAAGAGGUGGAUGGAAUGGGAGCACCUGAAAUAAAAUACGGGGAUUCAAUAUGCUUCAUACAACAUGUAGAUACAGGCUUAUGGCUCACGUACCAGUCUGCUGAUGCAAAGUCUGUAAGAAUGGGUUCUGUGCAGCGAAAGGCAAUAAUGCACCACGAAGGUCACAUGGAUGAUGGUUUAACAUUGUCCAGAUCUCAGAAUGAGGAAUCCCGUACAGCACGUGUCAUACGUAGUACAGUCUUCCUUUUCAACAGAUUUAUAAGGGGCCUUGACACUCUCAGCAAGAAAGCAAAAUCUUCCACUGUCGAUUUGCCUAUUGAGUCAGUCAGUCUGAGCCUGCAGGACUUGAUUGGCUACUUUCAUCCCCCUGAUGAACAUUUGGAGCAUGAAAACAAACAAAACAGGCUCCGAGCACUGAAGAAUCGCCAGAACCUCUUCCAGGAAGAGGGUAUGAUCAACCUUGUUCUUGAAUGUAUUGAUCGCUUGAAUGUAUACAGCAGUGCAGCUCAUUUUGCAGAUGUAGCUGGAAAGGAAGCUGGAGAAGCGUGGAAAUCAAUUUUGAAUUCUUUGUAUGAAUUACUAGCGGCUCUGAUUCGAGGGAAUCGUAAAAACUGUGCUCAAUUUUCUGGAUCUCUUGAUUGGUUGAUCAGCAGAUUAGAAAGACUGGAAGCCUCUUCUGGAAUUCUAGAGGUUUUACACUGUGUGUUGGUGGAAAGCCCAGAAGCUCUAAACAUUAUUAAAGAAGGACAUAUUAAAUCAAUCAUUUGUCUUUUGGACAAACAUGGAAGAAACCAUAAGGUUUUGGAUGUUCUAUGUUCCCUCUGUGUUUGUCAUGGAGUAGCUGUGCGGUCUAAUCAACAUCUAAUCUGUGAUAAUCUCCUGCCAGGAAGAGACCUGCUCUUACAGACGCGCCUUGUCAACCAUGUGAGCAGCAUGCGACCCAACAUCUUCUUGGGGAUUAGUGAAGGCUCUGCCCAAUACAGAAAAUGGUACUAUGAACUUAUGGUGGACCAUCUAGAGCCCUUCGUGACUGCAGAAUCGACUCAUCUACGAGUGGGCUGGGCUUCAACAGAGGGCUACUCACCAUAUCCAGGGGGAGGAGCAGAAUGGGGAGGAAAUGGUGUUGGUGAUGACUUGUAUUCUUAUGGCUUUGAUGGUCUGCAUCUGUGGUCAGGUUGCGUAGCACGAACAGUAAAUUCUCCCAACCAACAUCUGUUAAGAACUGACGAUGUUAUUAGCUGUUGUUUGGACCUAAGUGCCCCCAGCAUCUCCUUCCGGAUAAAUGGUCAGCCAGUUCAAGGAAUGUUUGAGAAUUUCAACAUAGAUGGCCUCUUCUUCCCAGUUGUCAGCUUCUCUGCAGGAAUAAAGGUACGUUUCUUGCUUGGAGGUCGCCAUGGAGAGUUCAAGUUCCUUCCUCCACCUGGAUAUGCCCCUUGCUUUGAAGCUGUCCUACCGAAAGAGAAGCUGAAAGUGGAGCAAAGCCGAGAGUACAAGCAGGAUCGUAGCUAUACAAGAGAUUUACUAGGUCCCACUAUCUCUCUGUCGCAAGCAGCUUUCACUCCAGUUCCUGUAGAUACUAGCCAGAUUGUUUUGCCUCCCCACCUGGAAAGGAUUAGAGAAAAGUUAGCAGAGAACAUCCAUGAACUUUGGGUUAUGAAUAAGAUUGAACUUGGCUGGCAGUAUGGACCAGUUAGAGAUGACAACAAAAGACAACACCCAUGCUUAGUGGAGUUCUCAAAAUUGCCAGAGCAGGAAAGAAAUUAUAACUUGCAAAUGUCACUUGAAACACUGAAAACCCUGCUGGCAUUAGGCUGCCAUGUUGGAAUUGCUGAUGAACAUGCUGAAGAAAAAGUGAAAAAAAUGAAGCUUCCAAAGAACUAUCAGUUGUUGAGUGGAUAUAAGCCUGCUCCCAUGGAUCUGAGUUUUAUCAAGCUGACCCCCUCUCAAGAAGCUAUGGUAGAUAAACUAGCAGAGAAUGCACACAAUGUGUGGGCAAGGGACCGUAUAAGGCAAGGCUGGACAUAUGGUAUCCAGCAGGAUGUGAAAAAUCGACGAAAUCCUCGCCUUGUACCUUACGCUCUUUUGGAUGAUCGAACAAAGAAAUCAAACAAAGACAGUCUUCGGGAAGCAGUCCGCACCCUUCUAGGCUAUGGUUACAACCUGGAAGCUCCUGAUCAAGAUCAUGCGAUGAGACUGGAUGUGUGCAGUGGGAUAAUGGAAAAAUUCAGGAUCUUCCGCACAGAAAAGACUUAUGCCGUGAAGGCUGGGAAGUGGUACUUUGAGUUCGAGGCAGUUACGGCAGGAGACAUGAGAGUUGGCUGGACCAGGCCAGGUUGUCUGCCAGAUCAGGAACUAGGCUCAGAUGAAGAAGCUUUUGUUUUCGAUGGCUUUAAGGCACAGCGGUGGCAUCAAGGUAAUGAGCAUUUUGGCCGACCAUGGUUGGCAGGAGAUGUUGUUGGGUGUAUGGUUGACAUGAAUGAGCACACUAUGAUGUUCACCUUAAAUGGUGAAAUCCUGCUCGAUGACUCAGGGUCAGAACUUGCAUUCAAGGACUUUGAGGUUGGUGACGGAUUUCUACCUGUAUGCAGUCUGGGCCCAUCUCAAGUGGGAAGAAUGAACUUUGGAAAAGAUGUCAGCACUCUAAAAUACUUCACUAUAUGUGGCUUACAGGAAGGGUAUGAACCCUUUGCUGUUAAUACAAACAGAGACAUCACCAUUUGGCUGAGUAAAAGGCUCCCUCAGUUUCUACCAGUGCCACAAAAUCAUGAACAUAUUGAGGUAAUGAGAAUUGAUGGCACCAUAGACAGCUGCCCCUGCCUGAAGGUCACACAGAAGUCCUUUGGUUCACAGAACAGUAAAACAGACGUCAUGUUUUUUCGAUUAAGCAUGCCCAUUGAAUGUGCUGAGGUGUUCUCCAGAUCAGCUGCAGGAGGGUUACCAGGCACCGGUCUUUUUGGCCCGAAGAAUGACUUGGAGGAUUAUGAUGCUGAUUCUGAUUUUGAGGUUCUAAUGAAAACUGCUCAUGGUCAUCUAGCUCCUGAUCGGACAGAAAGAGAAAAAGAUGCCACAAAGCCAGAGUUAAACAACCAUAAAGAUUAUGUUCAAGAAAAGCCUUCACGUCUUAAACAAAGAUUUAUGCUCAGGAGGACAAAGCCAGAUUAUAGCACGAGUCACUCUGCACGGCUUACUGAGGAUGUGCUAGCAGAUGAUAGGGAUGACUAUGACUAUUUGAUGCAAACUUCCACGUACUAUUAUUCAGUGAGAAUAUUUCCUGGUCAAGAACCUGCUAAUGUCUGGGUGGGCUGGAUUACAUCUGACUUUCACCAGUAUGACACAAGCUUUGAUUUGGAAAGAGUGCGUACUGUCACAGUUACACUGGGAGAUGAAAAAGGGAAGGUUCAUGAGAGUAUAAAACGCAGCAACUGCUAUAUGGUGUGCGCAGGAGAGAGCAUGAGCCCUGGACAAGGACGUAAUAAUAACGGUCUGGAGAUUGGUUGCUUGGUUGAUGCUGCCAGUGGCCUGCUGACCUUCACAGCUAAUGGCAAGGAACUAGGCACAUACUAUCAGGUUGAACCGAGCACAAAGUUAUUUCCUGCUGUAUUUGCUCAAGCUACAAGCCCCAAUGUUUUCCAGUUUGAAUUGGGAAGAAUAAAGAAUGUGAUGCCAUUAUCUGCUGGCUUAUUCAAAAGCGAACACAAAAACCCCGUCUCUCAAUGUCCUCCACGGCUCCAUGUCCAGUUUCUUACUCAUGUGCUUUGGAGCAGAGUGCCAAACCAUUUCUUGAAGGUUGAUGUCUCACGGAUCAGUGAACGACAAGGCUGGAUGAUACAGUGCCUGAAUCCUUUGCAGUUCAUGGCCCUUCAUAUUCCUGAAGAAAACAGGACAAUUGAUAUUUUAGAGCUGACAGAACAAGAAGAAUUGCUGAAAUUUCACUACCAUACCCUCCGAUUAUAUUCAGCUGUUUGUGCUUUAGGCAACAAUCGAGUGGCCCAUGCUAUGUGUAGCCAUGUGGAUGAAUCUCAGCUCCUGUAUGCUAUUGAGAAUAAAUAUAUGCCAGGAUUAUUACGUGCAGGAUAUUAUGACUUACUCAUUGACAUCCAUCUCAAUACCUAUGCAACUGCCAGGUUAAUGAUGAAUAAUGAAUUCAUAGUUCCAAUGACAGAUGAGACCAAGAGUAUUACUUUGUUUCCAGAUGAAAACAAAAAACAUGGCCUCCCUGGCAUAGGACUUAGCACUUCAUUAAGGCCAAGAAUGCAGUUCUCCUCUCCAAGUUUUGUAAGCAUUAGCAGUGAGUGCUUUCAGUUCAGUCCUGAAUUCCCUCUGGAAACUUUAAAAUCCAAAACCAUAGAGAUGCUGACUGAAGCUGUUCAGGAGGGCAGCCUCCAUGUCAGAGAUCCAGUUGGAGGUUCUACAGAAUUUCUCUUUGUCCCUCUCAUCAAACUCUUUUAUACCCUCCUGAUUAUGGGAAUCUUCCACAAUGGGGAUCUGAAACACAUUUUACAGUUGAUUGAGCCCCGGGUUUUCAGAGAAGCAAUGAGCCAAGAGGAUGAAAUUGAUUUCUCAGAAAAAGAGCCGAGUUCAGGUGAGCUCAAGCCGGAAGAAGGAGAAGAAGAAACCAGAGGGGAACAAGUGCCAAAGGAAGGGCUUCUUCAGAUGAAACUUCCAGAACCUGUUAAGUUACAGAUGUGUCAUCUACUCCAGUACCUUUGUGAUUGCCAAGUACGACACCGAAUAGAAGCCAUUGUAGCAUUUUCGGAUGAUUUUGUGGCCAAGCUUCAAGAAAAUCAACGCUUCCGGUACAAUGAAGUGAUGCAGGCCUUGAACAUGUCUGCUGCCCUGACAGCUAGAAAAACAAAAGAAUUUCGAUCCCCACCUCAGGAGCAGAUUAAUAUGCUGCUGAACUUUAAAGAUGAUAAAAAUGAUUGCCCCUGCCCUGGAGAAAUUCGGGAUCAACUCUUGGAAUUCCAUGAAGACCUAAUGACACACUGUGGGAUUGAACUAGAUGAAGAUGGAACCUUGGAUGGAAACAAUGAUUUAACCAUUAGAGGUCGCCUCCUAUACCUUAUGGAAAAAGUUACAUACCUGAAGAAGAAGCAAGCUGAGAAGCCAGUUGAUGAUGGUGAUAAGAUAUCGUCUACUCUUCAGCAGUUGAUUUCAGACACAAUGGUACGCUGGGCCCAGGAAUCUGUGAUAGAAGACCCGGAGUUAGUGAGGGCCAUGUUUGUAUUGCUACAUCGCCAAUAUGAUGGUAUUGGUGGCCUGGUGCGAGCCCUUCCAAAGACCUACACCAUAAAUAGUGUGUCUGUGGAAGACACAAUCAAUCUUCUGGCAUCCCUCGGCCAAAUCCGUUCCUUGCUUAGUGUCAGAAUGGGAAAGGAGGAAGAGAAACUCAUGAUUCGUGGAUUAGGAGACAUCAUGAAUAAUAAAGUAUUUUACCAACAUCCAAAUCUCAUGAGAGCUUUAGGCAUGCAUGAAACUGUCAUGGAAGUGAUGGUAAAUGUGCUUGGUGGAGGAGAAUCCAAGGAAAUCACUUUCCCGAAGAUGGUGGCAAACUGCUGUCGUUUUCUAUGUUAUUUUUGCCGCAUCAGCAGGCAGAAUCAAAAAGCUAUGUUUGAUCAUCUUAGCUAUUUAUUGGAAAACAGCAGUGUUGGCCUUGCCUCUCCCUCUAUGCGAGGAUCAACUCCUUUAGAUGUUGCAGCAGCCUCUGUGAUGGAUAACAAUGAACUUGCGUUAGCGUUAAGGGAGCCUGAUCUGGAGAAGGUGGUUCGCUACUUGGCUGGGUGUGGAUUGCAGAGUUGUCCUUUGUUGAUUUCUAAAGGCUAUCCAGACAUCGGAUGGAAUCCAGUUGAAGGAGAGCGAUAUUUGGAUUUUCUUCGUUUUGCUGUUUUUUGCAAUGGAGAGAGUGUGGAGGAGAAUGCUAAUGUUGUAGUCAGACUGCUUAUCCGUCGACCUGAAUGUUUUGGUCCAGCUCUAAGAGGAGAAGGAGGCGAUGGUUUGCUUGCUGCCAUGGAGGAAGCAAUACAAAUAUCAGAAGAUCCAACAAGAGAUGGACCUUCCCCAAGUAAUGGAUCUAGUAAAACCCUUGAAAUGGAAGAACAAGAAGAUGACACUAUUCACAUGGGAAAUGCAAUCAUGACUUUUUAUGCUGCUUUGAUUGAUCUCUUGGGACGUUGUGCCCCUGAAAUGCACCUAAUCCAUGCUGGUAAAGGGGAGGCCAUUAGAAUCAGAUCAAUUCUACGGUCUUUAAUUCCACUGGAAGAUUUGGUGGGAGUAAUUAGUAUUCCUUUCCACAUGCCAACUAUAGCUAAAGAUGGUACUGUGGUGGAACCUGACAUGUCUGCGGGGUUUUGCCCAGAUCACAAGGCAGCCAUGGUUUUGUUCCUUGACAGGGUCUAUGGAAUUGAGGACCAGGAUUUUCUUCUGCACCUUCUUGAAGUUGGCUUUCUGCCAGAUCUUCGUGCUGCUGCUUCUUUAGAUACGGCUGCUUUAAGUGCUACAGAUAUGGCAUUGGCUCUGAAUCGAUACCUUUGCACAGCAGUCUUGCCUCUGUUGACCAGAUGUGCUCCUCUUUUUGCUGGCACAGAGCACCACGCAUCUCUCAUCGAUUCCUUAUUACAUACUGUGUACAGACUCUCAAAGGGAUGCUCUCUUACCAAAGCUCAGCGAGAUUCUAUCGAAGAGUGUUUGCUGUCUAUCUGUGGGCAGUUGCGGCCCUCCAUGAUGCAGCAUUUGCUGAGAAGACUAGUGUUUGAUGUUCCUCUAUUAAAUGAACAUGCAAAGAUGCCUCUUAAGUUGCUGACAAAUCAUUAUGAAAGAUGCUGGAAGUAUUAUUGUUUGCCGGGUGGAUGGGGUAACUUUGGCGCUGCUUCAGAAGAAGAACUUCAUUUAUCCAGAAAGUUGUUCUGGGGUAUUUUUGAUGCUUUGUCUCAAAAGAAGUAUGAACAAGAGCUGUUCAAACUGGCUUUGCCUUGUUUGAGUGCAGUUGCAGGGGCCUUGCCUCCAGACUAUAUGGAAUCAAAUUAUGUCAAUAUGAUGGAAAAACAGUCUUCAAUGGAUUCAGAUGGGAACUUUAAUCCUCAACCUGUUGAUACAUCAAACAUUACAAUCCCCGAAAAGCUAGAAUAUUUCAUUAACAAAUAUGCAGAACACUCUCAUGACAAAUGGUCAAUGGAAAAGUUUGCCAAUGGAUGGACAUAUGGUGAAACCUAUUCUGAAUCUGCAAAAGUGCAACCAUUAAUGAAGCAAUAUAAGUUACUGUCUGAAAAGGAAUGCACAGUGACAAGACAAGAGGCUUGUGAGAAAGAAAUUUAUCGAUGGCCAAUCAAAGAAUCACUAAAAACUAUGCUGGCAUGGGGAUGGCGAAUUGAAAGAACACGAGAGGGAGAUUCGAUGGCACUGUACAAUCGGACACGUCGCAUAUCUCAAACCAGUCAAAUCUCUGUAGAUACAGCCCAUGGUUACACUCCUCGUGCAAUUGACAUGAGCAAUGUCACUCUUUCCAGAGACUUACACGCUAUGGCUGAAAUGAUGGCUGAAAACUACCAUAACAUAUGGGCAAAGAAAAAGAAAAUGGAACUUGAAGCUAAAGUAGGAGGAGGCAACCAUCCUCUUCUUGUUCCUUAUGAUACACUCACAGCCAAAGAAAAAGCCAAGGACAGAGAAAAAGCACAGGAUAUUCUGAAAUUCCUACAGAUUAAUGGAUAUGUUGUCUCCAGAGGACUUAAGGACCUGGAAUUAGACACACCUUCCAUUGAGAAACGCUUUGCCUACAGUUUUCUUCAGCAACUUAUAAGAUACGUGGAUGAAGCCCAUCAGUACAUUCUGGAGUUUGAUGGUGGCAGCAGAGGCAAAGGAGAACACUUCCCAUAUGAACAAGAAAUCAAGUUUUUUGCCAAAGUUGUGCUUCCUUUGAUUGAUCAGUAUUUUAAAAAUCAUCGCCUGUAUUUCUUAUCUGCAGCAAGUAGGCCUCUCAGCAGUGGAGGCCAUGCCUCUAACAAAGAGAAAGAAAUGGUGACAAGCCUGUUCUGCAAACUUGGAGUUCUUGUCAGGCAUAGGAUUUCACUGUUUGGAAAUGAUGCAACAUCAAUAGUCAACUGUCUUCACAUACUGGGCCAGACCUUGGAUGCAAGGACUGUGAUGAAAACUGGUCUGGAAUCUGUUAAGAUGGCAUUGAGAGCGUUUUUGGACAAUGCUGCUGAGGAUCUGGAGAAAACAAUGGAAAAUCUUAAGCAAGGCCAAUUUACACACAGCAGAAACCAGCCAAAGGGAGUUACACAAAUCAUUAAUUAUACCACAGUUGCUCUCCUGCCAGUGCUAUCUUCAUUAUUUGAGCAUAUUGGACAGCACCAGUUUGGGGAAGAUUUGAUUUUGGAAGAUGUUCAGGUCUCCUGCUACAGAAUACUGGCCAGUUUAUAUGCUCUAGGAACCAGCAAGAGUAUCUAUGUAGAGAGGCAACGAUCAGCACUAGGAGAAUGCUUGGCUGCUUUCUCAGGUGCCUUUCCAGUGGCUUUUUUGGAAACUCAUUUGAACAAACAUAAUAUCUACUCAAUUUACAAUACCAAGAAUGCAAGAGACAGAGCAGUUCUCAAUUUGCCUACUAGUGUAGAAGAGGUUUGCCCAAAUAUUCCUUCCUUGGUGAAGCUAAUGGAAGAAAUUGUGGAACUGGCAGAGUCUGGUAUUCGUUACACACAAAUCCCACAUAUCAUGGAAGUAAUACUGCCUAUGCUAUGUAGUUACAUGUCACACUGGUGGGAGCAUGGGCCAGAAAACAAUCCUGACAAGGCUGAAAUGUGUUGCACGGCUUUGACGUCAGAGCACAUGAACACUCUGUUGGGUAACAUAUUGAAAAUCAUCUAUAACAACCUUGGUAUUGAUGAAGGAGCCUGGAUGAAGAGAUUAGCAGUGUUUUCUCAGCCCAUCAUAAGCAAAGCGAAGCCACAGCUCUUAAAGACACACUUCCUGCCACUGAUGGAUAAGCUAAAGAAAAAAGCAGCAGUGGUUGUAUCGGAUGAAGAACAUCUAAGAGCAGAAGGCAGAGGUGACAUGUCGGAGGCUGAACUGCUCAUCCUAGAUGAGUUCACCACUUUGGCACGGGACCUCUAUGCCUUCUACCCUUUGUUGAUUAGAUUUGUGGACUAUAACAGGGCAAAAUGGCUGAAAGAGCCCAACCCUGAAGCGGAAGAAUUGUUCCGCAUGGUUGCUGAGGUCUUCAUUUACUGGUCAAAGUCUCAUAAUUUCAAAAGGGAAGAGCAGAACUUCGUGGUACAAAAUGAAAUCAACAACAUGUCAUUCCUUAUCAGUGACACCAAAUCUAAGAUGUCUAAGGCAGCAGUUUCUGACCAGGAGAGGAAAAAGAUGAAGCGAAAAGGUGACCGGUACUCUAUGCAGACUUCUCUCAUUGUAGCAGCACUGAAGAGAUUACUUCCCAUUGGCCUAAACAUUUGUGCUCCUGGAGACCAGGAGCUAAUUGCACUGGCCAAAAAUCGCUUCAGUAUGAAAGAUACUGAAGAUGAAGUACGAGAUAUCAUCCGUAGUAAUCUUCAUCUCCAGGGCAAGCUUGAGGAUCCCGCCAUUAGGUGGCAGAUGGCACUUUACAAAGAUUUACCAAACAGGACUGAAGAUUCCUCAGAUCCAGAGAAGACUGUGGAGAGGGUCCUUGAUAUAGCUAAUGUACUCUUUCACCUGGAACAGGUUGAGCAUCCUCAGCGGUCCAAAAAAGCGGUGUGGCAUAAGCUGCUGUCGAAACAGAGGAAAAGAGCAGUAGUUGCCUGCUUUAGAAUGGCACCAUUGUAUAAUCUGCCAAGGCACCGAGCCGUCAAUCUCUUUCUUCAAGGAUAUGAUAAAUCUUGGAUUGAAACAGAAGAGCACUAUUUUGAAGACAAACUGAUAGAAGACUUAGCAAAACCUGGGGAGGAACCAGCGGAAGAAGAUGAAAGCCUUAAAAGAGUUGAUCCUUUACAUCAACUUAUUCUGCUAUUCAGUCGAACAGCCUUGACUGAAAAAUGCAAAUUGGAAGAAGAUUUCCUGUAUAUGGCCUAUGCUGACAUUAUGGCAAAGAGCUGCCAUGAUGAAGAAGAUGAUGAUGGUGAAGAAGUGAAGAGUUUUGAAGUGACAGGAUCACAACGCAGCAAGGAAAAAGAAAUGGAAAAGCAAAAACUUCUGUAUCAGCAAGCCAGACUGCAUGACCGAGGUGCUGCUGAGAUGGUUCUACAGACGAUCAGUGCUAGUAAAGGUGAGAUGGGUCCAAUGGUUGCAGCUACCCUCAAGCUAGGGAUUGCUAUCCUAAAUGGAGGAAAUUCUACUGUUCAACAGAAAAUGCUUGACUACCUCAAGGAUAAAAAGGAUGUGGGAUUUUUUCAGAGCCUUGCUGGUCUUAUGCAGUCCUGUAGUGUUCUUGACCUAAAUGCAUUUGAACGUCAGAACAAAGCAGAAGGCCUUGGGAUGGUGACGGAAGAGGGAUCAGGAGAAAAGGUGAUGCAGGAUGAUGAGUUCACAUGUGACCUCUUCCGCUUCCUUCAAUUGCUUUGUGAAGGACAUAAUUCAGAUUUUCAGAAUUACCUGAGAACUCAGACUGGUAACAACACAACUGUUAAUAUUAUCAUUUCCACUGUGGAUUACUUAUUAAGAGUUCAGGAAUCCAUUAGUGAUUUCUAUUGGUAUUAUUCUGGGAAGGAUGUUAUUGAUGAGCAAGGACAACGGAAUUUUUCCAAAGCCAUCCAGGUUGCAAAACAAGUUUUCAAUACUCUGACAGAGUAUAUCCAGGGCCCAUGUACUGGGAAUCAGCAAAGUUUGGCACACAGCAGGCUAUGGGAUGCUGUAGUUGGUUUUCUCCAUGUGUUUGCCCACAUGCAGAUGAAGCUGUCUCAGGAUUCCAGUCAAAUUGAAUUACUGAAGGAAUUAAUGGAUCUUCAGAAGGAUAUGGUUGUCAUGUUGCUGUCCAUGCUGGAAGGUAAUGUUGUGAAUGGAACUAUUGGCAAGCAGAUGGUCGAUAUGCUUGUGGAAUCGUCCAGCAAUGUGGAGAUGAUUCUGAAGUUUUUUGAUAUGUUCUUAAAAUUGAAGGAUUUGACUUCCUCUGAUGCUUUCAAAGAAUAUGACCCUGAUGGUAAAGGGUUAAUUUCAAAGAGGGAUUUUCACAAGGCAAUGGAAAGCCACAAGCAUUACACCCAGUCUGAAACUGAGUUUCUGCUAUCAUGUGCUGAAACAGACGAGAAUGAGACUCUGGACUAUGAGGAGUUUGUGAAACGAUUCCAUGAACCUGCCAAAGACAUUGGUUUCAAUGUUGCUGUUCUCCUGACCAACCUGUCAGAACACAUGCCCCAUGAUACCCGCUUGCAAACUUUUCUUGAACUGUCAGAGAGUGUGCUGAAUUACUUUCAGCCUUUCCUUGGACGCAUAGAAAUCAUGGGCAGCGCGAAGCGCAUUGAACGCGUUUAUUUUGAAAUAAGCGAGUCAAGUCGGACUCAGUGGGAGAAACCUCAGGUGAAAGAGUCAAAGAGACAAUUUAUAUUUGAUGUUGUAAAUGAAGGCGGGGAGAAAGAAAAGAUGGAGCUUUUUGUUAAUUUCUGUGAGGAUACCAUCUUUGAAAUGCAACUGGCUGCCCAGAUCUCUGAAUCAGAUCUAAAUGAAAGGUCAGCAAAUAAAGAGGAGAAUGAGAAAGAUAAGCCUGAGGAACAGGAUCCUAGAAUGGGUUUCUUCUCUCUUGUGACCAUGAAGUCAGCAUUAGUAGCUCUUAAAUAUAAUCUAAUGACUCUUAUGAAAAUGCUCAGCAUGAAGAGCCUAAAGAAACAGAUGAAAAAAGUGAAGAAAAUGACCAUGAAGGACAUGGUCAUGGCUUUGUUUUCUUCCUAUUGGAGAAUUUUGAUGGGCUUACUACAUUUUGCUUGCAGUGUUGUCCGGGGCUUCUUUCGCAUCAUAUGCAGUUUGCUGCUUGGAGGAAGCCUAGUAGAAGGAGCAAAGAAAAUCAAGGUUGCUGAGCUAUUAGCUAAUAUGCCAGAUCCCACUCAGGAUGAGGUGCGUGGGGAAGGAGAAGAGGGGGAGAGGAAGCCAACAGAAGCUGUAUUACCUACAGAAGACUUGGCAGAUCUGAGAACUUUAUCAGAUGAGAGUGAUUUACUCUCAGAUAUAUUUGGUUUGGAUUUGAAACGAGAAGGUGGACAGUAUAAAUUGAUCCCUCACAAUCCAAAUGCCGGUUUGAGUGAUUUACUGGGCACUCCAUCCUUAGCUCCAAUGCCUGAGGUGCAAGAAAAAGUCCAGGAGCAGGUGAAAGAAGAUGAAAAGGAAGAAAAGGAAGAAACAAAAUCUGAACCUGAAAAAGCAGAAGGAGAAGAUGGAGAAAAAGAAGAGAAAGCCAAGGAAGACAAAGGAAAACAGAAAUUAAGACAACUUCAUACUCACAGAUAUGGAGAACCAGAAGUUCAGGAAUCGGCUUUCUGGAAGAAAAUCAUUGCAUACCAACAGAAGCUUCUUAAUUAUUUUGCACGAAACUUUUACAAUAUGAGGAUGUUGGCAUUAUUUGUUGCUUUUGCCAUCAACUUCAUCCUGCUUUUCUAUAAGGUCUCCACCUCUGCUGAAACGGAAGAAAAGGAAGUUCCUGUGGUGUCUACUGGUGAAAGUACCAAGCUGAACAGCCUGGAAAGCGAUGACGAGAGGGUCAUUGCAGUGCAUUACGUCCUGGAAGAAAGCAGUGGCUACAUGGAGCCCACACUGCGGAUUUUGGCCAUCCUACACACAGUCAUCUCAUUUUUCUGCAUCAUAGGGUAUUACUGUUUGAAAGUUCCACUGGUUAUUUUUAAGCGAGAAAAGGAAGUAGCAAGGAAAUUGGAAUUUGAUGGAUUGUAUAUAACUGAACAGCCAUCAGAAGAUGAUAUUAAGGGACAGUGGGAUAGACUUGUAAUCAACACACAGUCUUUUCCAAAUAACUACUGGGACAAAUUUGUGAAAAGAAAGGUCAUGGAUAAAUAUGGCGAAUUCUAUGGCCGUGACAGGAUCAGUGAGUUACUAGGAAUGGACAAAGCUGCUCUCGAUUUUAGUGAUGCUCGAGAAAAGAAGAAACCAAAGAAGGAUAGCUCCUUAUCUGCUGUGCUAAAUUCCAUUGAUGUUAAGUAUCAGAUGUGGAAAUUAGGAGUUGUUUUCACUGAUAAUUCUUUCCUUUACCUAGCAUGGUACAUGACCAUGUCAGUCCUUGGCCAUUACAACAAUUUUUUCUUUGCUGCUCAUCUACUUGACAUUGCAAUGGGAUUCAAGACAUUACGAACUAUCCUGUCAUCAGUGACGCACAACGGCAAACAGCUUGUUCUAACAGUGGGAUUACUGGCAGUAGUAGUAUACUUGUAUACAGUAGUGGCAUUCAAUUUUUUCCGCAAGUUCUACAACAAGAGUGAAGAUGGUGAUAUGCCAGACAUGAAAUGUGAUGAUAUGCUAACAUGCUACAUGUUUCACAUGUAUGUUGGAGUACGUGCAGGUGGAGGCAUUGGCGAUGAAAUAGAGGAUCCAGCAGGAGAUGAAUAUGAAAUCUAUCGGAUUAUCUUUGACAUCACUUUCUUCUUCUUUGUGAUUGUCAUCCUGCUUGCAAUUAUUCAAGGUUUAAUUAUUGAUGCUUUUGGUGAAUUAAGAGAUCAGCAAGAGCAAGUUAAGGAAGACAUGGAGACAAAGUGCUUUAUCUGUGGAAUAGGAAAUGACUACUUUGACACAGUGCCCCAUGGCUUUGAAACACACACACUACAGGAGCACAACUUGGCCAAUUAUUUGUUUUUUCUCAUGUAUCUUAUUAACAAAGAUGAAACAGAGCAUACAGGACAGGAAUCCUAUGUAUGGAAAAUGUAUCAAGAACGCUGCUGGGAGUUUUUUCCUGCUGGUGACUGCUUCCGAAAACAAUAUGAAGACCAGCUCAACUAAGCAGAGAUGAGGACUUCCAGAUGAAAAUUUGUCCAUGUAUUUCCCAACUCCUUUGGGAAUGUCUAACAGAUUUCUUAAAUCCCCAAAGCUGUGUGCUUUUUGGAGCACCAAAGCUCUGUUUUUAAUGAUCUAACUGCGCUUUUAUUUUCUUGUGUAUUUGCUUUGAGAACACUGGAGUAAAGAACAAUGAAAAAUAACAGCAACUCUGGAAAACAAACCAACCUCUUGCACACACAAAAGAUAUCUCUAUACAUAACAUGCACGCGUACGAAGAGACUUGACAGCUUAUUUCUGAAACUGCCAGAUGAUGCCCUUGUCGAUAAGAUCACACAUGGGGUGACAUGGUAGCAACACUCAUUAAACCUGUUUAUUUCAUCAUCCUGGAAGGAACUAUAUGUAGUUCACAGAGCACUGUAAAAGAUUGUCGUGGACACUAAGUUGUGGGGAAAUAGUGCCUUACUAUAUGUGGGUUGAGCUAUGCAGAAGAUGAGUACACGAUGACAUCAUAUUUAUUUUUCUUUACGUCUUCCCUUUCUUCCAAGUUAAUAUUUAUUUGUUGUUUUGAUGAGUUUGGGAGGAAGGGAUUUGAUUGUGCACAUCUUUUUAGUAAGACUGGAGUGUCUCAGGACAAGAUUAGGUUAUUCUCAUCGAGUUUGUUUCACGUUUACCUUCCUCUUUAGCUUUUGCUCUUAUUUUGGUAAUGCUCUGAUACAACACUGCAACUUUAUGAAAUCUUUGUUUGAAAACAAGAUGACUGCAAAAAACACUUUAACAAGAAAUGUUUCAUUGCAUGUUUAUUAUGCAAGUUUAAAACAAUCAAAAAACCAACCUUCAGAAGCAAGUUGAUCAACAUGAAAAAACAUUCACAAUAAUUAUAUCCAUAGUAGUAAAGUGUUGUGGGCUUUAUUGUACAUCUGAAACAAGUGUCAUCAGCCAACAAUGUAUAUGUUAUGAAUUUGACAGUAGUUUUGGUUUCUUUUCUUUUUCUUUCUUUCAUUUCUGCCACCUGUGAUUGAUAGUGGAGUUGAAAAUUUUCUUGUUAAAUUAUUUUUUAAAAGCAAAGCAAUAUCCAUUCAGGGACUCCAUCGAUUGCAUCAUGAAACACCAAUGAUGUGUACAUCGCUCCAUUUUGAGUCCUUUUCAAUUGUAAUGCCAGUCUUUCUUUGCAAAUAAAGAGAGAGAUUCAGAAUGGAAACAAGCUGGUUUUCGUAGCAUUUAA
This is a messenger RNA of Strigops habroptila (Kakapo), 16397 nucleotides long. RefSeq names its product ryanodine receptor 2 (gene RYR2). Bases 257 to 15178 code for a protein of 4973 amino acids. Lineage: Eukaryota; Metazoa; Chordata; Aves; Psittaciformes; Psittacidae. Gene Ontology annotation, biological process: intracellular calcium ion homeostasis; calcium ion transmembrane transport. Gene Ontology annotation, cellular component: sarcoplasmic reticulum membrane; smooth endoplasmic reticulum; calcium channel complex. The record is from RefSeq and is a predicted model, not a curated record. Gene Ontology annotation, molecular function: calcium ion binding; ryanodine-sensitive calcium-release channel activity; protein binding. The transcript is spliced from 106 exons.